Messenger RNA from Peromyscus californicus insignis, 20170 nucleotides. It is a transcript of the gene Pclo, whose product is annotated as piccolo presynaptic cytomatrix protein. Bases 282 to 15743 code for a protein of 5153 amino acids. The transcript is spliced from 26 exons. Gene Ontology annotation, cellular component: GABA-ergic synapse; axon; cytoskeleton of presynaptic active zone. The record is from RefSeq and is a predicted model, not a curated record. Gene Ontology annotation, biological process: protein localization to synapse; presynaptic active zone assembly. Lineage: Eukaryota; Metazoa; Chordata; Mammalia; Rodentia; Cricetidae. Gene Ontology annotation, molecular function: metal ion binding; structural constituent of presynaptic active zone; protein binding.
CGGCGCCGAGCUGGCCGAGCUCGGCGGCUUCUGGGCUGCUCGGGCGCUGAGGCGGCAACCGGGAGGCAGGGAGUGAGAGGCUCGCCUGGCGCUUGCAACAUGGAGGAGCGGCCGGCCGCGGGCGUCGCCUGCGGACCCGACUGAGCCGGUGCUGAUUCCCCGGGCAGCCGAGACGGCGCCGAGCCCCCAGGGCCGGGCAGCCUGCACGCUUCGGGGCGGACCCCGGCUGGCGGGGCUCCGGCGGCCGCGGGCUUCUGCACCGGGACGUGUCCCGCCGAGCCAUGGGCAACGAGGCGAGCUUGGAAGGGGAAGGGCUCCCCGAAGGGCUGGCGGCGGCCGCAGGCGGGGCUGGCGGCUCGGGGAGCGCCCUGCACCCCGGGAUCCCAGCCGGCAUGGAGGCGGACCUGAGCCAGCUGAGCGAGGAGGAGAGGAGACAGAUCGCUGCUGUCAUGUCAAGGGCGCAGGGGCUGCCCAAGGGAAGCGUCCCCGCGGCCGCUGCGGAGUCGCCUUCCAUGCACAGGCACGCACAGCAUGAUGGAGAUGUCCAGGCAUAUAUAUACCGCUUCCCGUGCACGAAACAAGAGUUGGAUAGUAGUCAGCCUCCCAAGCAACCAGGAAAGCCACCGGACCCUGGGCGUCCCACUCAGCCUGGACUCAGUAAAAGUAGAACUACAGAUACGUUCAGGUCGGAGCAGAAAUUGCCUGGAAGGAGUCCGUCCACUAUUAGCUUGAAAGAAUCCAAAUCUAGAACUGAUUUUAAGGAAGAAUACAAGUCUAGUAUGAUGCCUGGUUUCCUCUCAGAUGUUAACCCUCUAAGUGCUGUCUCCUCUGUGGUAAAUAAAUUCAACCCUUUUGAUUUGAUAUCAGACUCUGAAGCAUCCCAGGACGAAACUUCACGGAAACAAAAAGUUGCUCAGAAGGACCAAGGAAAAUCAGAAGGAGUCACAAAACCUCCUUUACAGCAGCCGUCACCCAAAUUGGUUCCUAAACAGCAGGGGUCAGCGAAGGAAGUGAUACAGCAGGACAGCUCUCCCAAGUCAGCAUCCUCCCAACAACCAGAAAAAAUAAAAACACAACCCCCCAGCACAGGAAAGCCUUCCCAGGCAUCUUCCCAGCCUCCACCAACGGACCAGGCAAAGCUGCCUAUUCAAAGAGAUGCAGCUAGGCCUCAGAUUAAACCUUCAGACACAGGAAAGCCUUCCCAGCAGAGUCCAGCCAAAACACCAGCUCAGCAAGCAAGUCCUGGGAAAUCUGGAGCCCAACAGCCUGGACCUGCAAAAGCAACAGUCCAGCAGCCAGGGCCAGCAAAGUCCCCAGCUCAACCAGCAGGGACAGGGAAGCCCCCAGCCCAACCUCCAGUGACAUCUAAGCCUCCAGUGCAGCAGGCUGGAGUGGAGAAGACUUCAUCUCAGCAGCCUGGGCCAAAGUCUCUCACUCAGACUCCUGGUCUUGGAAAGAUUCCAGCAGGGCCAGUAAAGUCUGCAGCCCAGCAGCAAGGGACAGCAAAACUCCCAGCUCAACAGCCUGGCCCACAGCCUCCAGCUAAGGUACCUGGACCUACAAAGCCUCCAGCUCAGCAAUCUGGACCUGGAAAGAUACCAGCUCAACAGCCAGGCCCAGCAAAGCCUUCACCUCAGCAGCCCACUCCAGCAAAGCCUCAGCCUCAGCAACCAGCUCCCACAAAGCCUCCACAUCAACAACCUACCCCAGCAAAGCCCCACCCUCAACAGCCCACUUCAGCAAAGCCCCAACCUCAGCAGUCCACUCCAGCAAAACCCCAGCCUCAACAGCCCAGUCAAGCAAAGCCCCAGCCUCAACAGCCUGCUCCAGCGAAACCCCCAGCUCAACAGCCUAUGAAAGUGACAAGCCAAACAGUAACUGGAAGACCUGUGCAGCCACCACCAACUUCUGCAGCAGAGAGUCCAGGACAAGGUCUCUCUAAAACCAUCUGUCCCCUUUGCAACACCACUGAACUUCUGUUGCAUAUUCCAGACAAGGCCAAUUUUAACACAUGCACUGAGUGUCAAACCACCGUCUGUAGCCUCUGUGGUUUUAACCCCAACCCCCACUUGACUGAGAUCACAGAGUGGCUCUGUUUAAACUGUCAGAUGCGGAGAGCUCUAGGAGGUGACCUGGUUCCAAUGCCAUCCUCACCGCAGCCCAGUCCGAAGGCUGCCUCUGGACCUCCUGCAGCAGCCGCCAGCAGACAACCUGGACCAUCACAGCCGGCUUCCCCGAAGAAGGACCCUCCACCCAGACAGGACAGCCCCAAAGCGCCUGGACCAUCACAGCCGGCUUCCCCGAAGAAGGACCCUCCACCCAGACAGGACAGCCCCAAAGCGCCUGAGCAGAAGAAACCGCCGCCCCUGGUGAAGCAGCCAACCCUUCAUGGACCUGCCCCAGCCCCAGCCCCAAAGCCUCCAGUGGCAGAGGCCUUACCUGAGCCAGCCCCUCCCAAGGAGCCUUUCACACCCCUCCCUGAACAAGCCAAGGCCCCUGUUGCAGAUGUUAAACCAAAGCAGCCCAAGAUGGCCGAGCCACGCACAGAUGUACCAUCUUCAGCAGCAGCAACAACAAAGCCUGAUAUUCUGAGCUCUCGGGCGCAGCCACAGGCUCAAGCGCAAACAGCCCCUCCUUUGAAAACAGACUCUGCCAAACCCUCCCAAAGUUUCCCACCUACAGGAGAAAAAAUCACCCCACUGGAUUCUAAAGCCAUGCCUAGGCCUGCAUCAGACACAAAAAUUAUUUCACAUCCUGGGCCCAGUUCCGAGAGCAAGGAUCCAAAACAUGUUGAUCCAACUCAAAAGAAGGAAGAGCCUAAGAAAGCACAAACGAAGAUGAGUCCUAAACCAGAUGCCAAGCCAGUGCCAAAAGGGUCACCAACACCCUCUGGCCCACGACCUCCCACUGGCCAAGCUGCACCCCCAUCUCAGCAGCCCCUAAAGCCUCAGGAGCAAUCAAGGCGUUUCAGUUUGAAUCUGGGUAGUAUCACCGAUACCCCCAAAUCACAACCCACGACUCCUCAAGAAACUGUGACUGGGAAACUGUUUGGGUUUGGAGCAUCCAUCUUUAGCCAAGCAUCCAACUUAAUCUCCACAGCAGGCCAGCCCGGACCUCAUCCACAGACUGGGCCAGUGGCCCCCACAAAACAAGCCCCUACCCCAUCACAGACUUCUGCUGCUCAGGGACCACCCAAGUCCACAGGUCAGCUCCCACCAGCACCUGCCAAGGCAACGCCUGUGAAGGAAACAAAAGCCCCAGCAGCUGAGAGCGUAGAAUCGAAACCCGAGCAAGCUCCAGCAGUGAAGAGGCUGGAGAAAGACAAGAAGGCCCCACCCGGUAAGGUCAGCAAACCUCCACCUGCUGAGCCUGAAAAGGCUGUGCUCCCCCACAAGCCGGACAAGACCAAACCCCAGCCAACCUGUCCUCUUUGCAAAACGGAGCUCAACAUCGGCUCCCAGGAUCCUCCCAACUUCAACACCUGCACGGAGUGCAAGAGUCAAGUGUGCAGUCUCUGCGGAUUUAACCCCACACCCCACUUGACUGAGAUUCAAGAAUGGCUUUGCCUAAAUUGCCAGACGCAGAGAGCAAUAUCAGGACAACUGGGAGAUAUGGGCAAAAUGCCGCCUGUAUCAUCAGGAUCCAAGGCAUCCCCUGUGCCUGCCCCUGUGGAACCAUCAACUCAGAAAACACCCGCAGGGGCCCAUGUAAAAGGUAAAAAGAAGGAAACAGAAGUAAAGACUGAAACUGAAAAACUUAUUCCAGAAAAAGAAACACCAUCAAUUGAGAAAACCCCUCCAACGGCCACCACAGAUCAAAAACUAGAAGAGAGUAAACUAGACAAGAGCAAAGUUUCAACCCGGCAAGAGAAGAAACCACCCUCUGAAAAAGAGCAGCCGCUCUCCGAAGAUAAAACCGGAAAGAAGCCACCUGCAGAAGAAAAGUCAGCACCUGCCGGAGAAAAACCACCGCUCGAAGGAAAGAAGCCAGCCCCCGAAGAAAAGAGAUUACCCCCGGAGGAAAAGCCACUGGCCUCGGAGGGGGAAGAGAAACGCGGCAUACUUGAAGCUCAUGUAGACAUUCCCGAAGAGCCCACCGGAAGAGUGGCCGCAAAGCCAGUGGAGGAAGAGGGGCAGCCGGAGGCCAGGCCUGCAGAUCUGCCACAGGACGCACCUCAGACUCUGCCCAAGGAAGGAGAGAAGGAAGGCGGAGCAGUGAAACCCCCACAGGAGGAAGGCGGUGCCAAGUCUGUCCAAGGGGAGCCCGGCAAAGAAAAAACAGAAAAGGAAGAGGACAAAUCAGACACCUCCAGUUCUCAGCAGCCCAAGAGUCCACAAGGUCUGAGUGACACGGGAUAUUCUUCUGAUGGAAUAUCGGGUUCUCUAGGUGAAAUUCCAAGUCUUAUACCAAGUGAUGAAAAAGAUUUGCUCAAAGGGCUCAAAAAGGACUCCUUCUCACAAGAAAGCAGUCCUUCCAGCCCCUCAGACUUAGCAAAAUUGGAAAGUACAGUACUAUCCAUUUUGGAAGCUCAGGCAAGUACACUGGAUGAAAAAUCAGAAAAGAAAGCCCAGCCCCAGAGGGUUUCUCCCGAGCAGUCUCAGGACCAGCAGAAAACUCAGAUUCCAUCUGAAACACUGGAUGUCACUAUUUCAGAAGAGGUCAAAGAGAGCCAAGACAAGAAAGAAAGUUCAAAAAGGGACAGCCAACAAGGCUUUCCUUCCAGGAAGGACCAUAAAGAAAAGCCUGAGCUAGCUGAUGACCUAAGUCCAAGAAGAGCAUCCUAUGAUUCAGUGGAAGAUAGCAGUGAGAGUGAAAACUCCCCCGUCGCACGUAGGAAGCGGAGAACUAGUGUUGGCUCAUCAAGCAGUGAUGAGUAUAAACAGGAAGACAGUCAAGGUUCGGGGGAAGAGGAGGACUUCAUUCGCAAACAGAUCAUAGAAAUGAGUGCUGAUGAGGAUGCUUCUGGCUCUGAAGAUGAUGAGUUCAUUCGGAGUCAGCUCAAAGAGAUCAGCGGUGUUACUGAAAGCCAGAAGAGGGAAGAAGCAAAAGGGAAAGGGAGAAGCACAGCAGGAAAACACAGGCGACUGACUCGUAAGAGUAGUGCCAGCUUCGAUGAUGACGCAGGGAGACGUCAUUCCUGGCAUGACGAGGAUGACGAAACAUUUGAUGAAAGUCCUGAGCUCAAAUUUCGAGAAACUAAAAGUCAGGAGAGUGAAGAACUUGUAGUUGCUGGAGGAGGAGGGUUGCGUCGAUUUAAGACGAUCGAACUCAACAGUACAAUAGCAGAUAAAUACUCUGCAGAAUCCUCUCAGAAGAAAACAACUUUGUAUUUCGAUGAAGAGCCAGAAUUAGAAAUGGAAAGCCUGACAGACUCACCUGAGGACAGAUCUAGGGGAGAGGGAUCCUCUAGUCUCCAUGCAUCCAGCUUCACUCCUGGCACGUCCCCUACGUCAGUAUCGUCACUUGAUGAGGACAGUGACAGUAGCCCAAGUCACAAAAAAGGAGAGAGCAAGCAGCAGCGCAAAGCUCGGCACAGGACACAUGGCCCUCUUUUACCUACCAUUGAAGAUUCUUCUGAGGAAGAAGAAUUGAGAGAGGAAGAAGAACUGUUAAAAGAGCAAGAGAAGCAGCGAGAAUUAGAGCAGCAACAAAGGAAGAGUUCUAGUAAGAAAUCAAAGAAAGACAAAGAUGAACUUCGAGCUCAGAGAAGGAGAGAAAGACCAAAGACACCACCCAGUAAUCUCUCUCCCAUUGAGGAUGCAUCUCCCACAGAAGAAUUGCGCCAGGCGGCAGAAAUGGAGGAGCUCCAUAGGUCCUCUUGUUCUGAAUACUCACCUAGCAUAGAAUCAGACCCAGAAGGAUUUGAAAUAAGCCCUGAGAAAAUAAUAGAAGUUCAAAAAGUGUAUAAAUUGCCCACAGCUGUGUCUUUGUACUCGCCAACAGAUGAGCAAUCCGCUAUGCAGAAGGAAGGUGUCCAGAAGGGUCUGAAAAGUGCUGAGGAGAUGUAUGAAGAAAUGAUGCACAAAACCCACAAAUAUAAAGCUUUCCCAGCUGCAAAUGAACGAGAUGAAGUCUUUGAAAAAGAGCCAUUGUAUGGUGGCAUGUUAAUAGAGGACUACAUUUAUGAAUCUUUAGUAGAGGACACGUACAAUGGAUCAGUAGAUGGCAGUCUGCUCACAAGGCAAGAAGAACAAAAUGGAUUUAUGCAGCAGAGAGGAAGAGAGCACAAAAUAAGACUCCCUGAGCAGAUUUAUGAUGACCCUAUGCAGAAAAUCACAGACCUCCAAAAAGAGUUUUAUGAGUUAGAAAGCUUACAUUCUGUGGUGCCUCAAGAAGACAUAGUUUCAAGCUCUUACAUCAUUCCAGAAAGCCACGAAAUAGUGGAUCUGGGAACCAUGGUAACUUCUACCAGUGAAGAAAAGAAGUUAUUAGAUGCUGACACUGCCUAUGAAGAACUCAUGAGGCGGCAACAGAUGCAGAUGACAGAUGGAUCCAGUCCCACACAGACCACCAUUGGGGAUGACAUGGCUGAGUCUACUAUGGACUUUGACAGGGUGCAAGAUGCAUCUUUGACAUCCAGUAUCCUUUCUGGAGCAUCCCUGACAGACUCAACCAGCAGUGCAACUCUCUCUAUCCCAGAUGUUAAGAUAACCCAACAUUUUUCAACAGAAGAACUGGAGGAUGAAUAUGUAACUGAUUAUACAAGAGAAAUUCAAGAGAUCAUUGCCCACGAAUCACUGAUAUUGACCUACUCUGAGCCUUCAGAAAGUGCUGCAUCUGUCCCACCCUCUGACACACCUUCACUCACAUCAUCUAUUUCUUCAGUCUGCACCACAGAUAGCUCCUCACCUGUUACUACCCUGGAUAGCCUAACCACUGCUUAUACAGAGCCAGCAGACGUAAUAACGAAAUUUGAAGACUCUGAGGAAAUUUCUUCAUCAACUUAUUUUCGGGGCAGCAUCAUAGACUACCCAGAAGACAUAAGUGUGUCUUUAGAUCGGACCAUCCCACCCGAAAGUAGAGCUAAUGCUGAUCAUAUUAUGAUUUCCUUCUCUAGUAUAGCAUCGUCGGUCACAGAAUCUGUAAGUCCUAAAGCUGACAGGCCACAAGCAGACACCAUGUCCACUGACUUACCUCUGUCUGAAAAGGACCCAAUAAAAGGCAAGAAGGAAACUGGGGAUGGAAUUAUUCUAGAAGUUUUGGAUGCUUACAAAGAUAAAAGGGAAGAGUCUGAGGUUGAACUAACAAAAAUGAGCUUACCUGAAACUGGGUUGGUCCAAACACCUUCUGUAACAGCCCCUCAAAUGAAGGAACAAGCUGUAUCUCCAUAUUCUGUAUCUGGAAAGCUCUCUGGUCAGGAAAAGCCCACAUAUAGGUUACCAUCAGCUGGUCUUCCCGUUUCUACCCAUCCAUCUAAGUCUCGUCCAUUUUUCCGAAGUUCUUCUUUGGACAUAUCAGCCCAGCCACCCCCUCCUCCUCCCCCACCACCCCCUCCCCCUCCCCCACCCCCGCCUCCCCCUCCUCCACCAUUGCCCCCAGCAACUUCACCUAAGCCAACCCCUUAUCCUAAAAAGAAGCUGGCAGCGGCCCCUCCAGUGACUCCAACAACGAUCGGUACCACCCACGUUGAUGCCGUUACCCCAAUAGAGGCCACCACUGCUCGGAGGAGUAAUGGGGUACCUGCAACCAAAAUUUGUACCGCUGCACCUCCUCCUGUCCCUCCUAAACCCUCUUCAAUCCCAACUGGACUUGUGUUUACACACAGGCCAGAGCCAAGCAAACCCCCAAUUGCCCCCAAGCCAGCAGUUCCUCAGCUUCCGGUGACUGCACAGAAAACAUCAGAUGUGUGCCCCAAACCAACAGGUCUAUCUUUGACUUCCAGUAUGUCCUUAAAUUUAGUGACUUCCGCAGAUUACAAACUGCCUUCCCCUACCUCUCCACUCUCCCCACACUCUAAUAAAUCCUCACCAAGAUAUUCUAAGUCUCUAAUGGAGACUUACGUGGUUAUUACAUUGCCCUCUGAACCUGGGACUCCAACAGAUUCUUCUGCUGCUCAAGCCAUUACCAGUUGGCCCUUGGGAUCACCCCCAAAAGAUCUGGUUUCCCUUGAAACAGUGUUUUCUGUAGUUCCUCCUGUGACAGCUACAGAAAUUCCAACUUCUUCACAGCCAACCCUGUAUGUACCAGGAGCUUUGGAGACAUAUUCUGCUGCCCCUGUUGUAACUCCAUCUCUGUUUCAAGGAGCUCCAACUUCACUUACACAGUUUCUUCCAACAGAAGCUUCAAAAACGGAGGUUUCCGCAACCAGAAGUGCAGUCCCAAGUGUGGCUCCCAGAAGCGUUUCCAUACCCAUUCCUCCAGAGCCUCUUGCUCUGGACAGACAUCAGUACAGGGAAAAUGGAAAGUUGCAGCUUAUUGGUGAUGCCAUUGAUUUGCGUACAAUACCAAAAAUAGAAGCUAAAGCAACUGAAAAAUGUAUGGAUCUUUCUGCUUCUGCAGUGGAUGGGAAAAGGCAGACCACAGCAAAUGAAGUUUACGGUCGACAAAUUAGUGCCAUCCAACCUUCUAUCAUAAAUCUCAGUGCAUCUUCCUCAUUAGUAACUCCAGUCACCCUAGACUCUGAGACGGUGGCUGUUGUCACAUGCACAGAUACUACAGUUUACACAACAGGCACAGGAAGCCAAGUGAGUGCAGAGUAUGCAAUGACAUCACCACUCCAGCUUACUAUGUCAAAACAUACUGAGUCAUCAUACAGGAUACCAAGUGGCCAGACAUUUCCUGUGAUCAGAGAUGAAGCGCCAAUAAACUUAUCCCUAGGUCCUUCAGCUCAGGCAGUGGCUGUUACAAAGCCUGUCACUGUACCUCCUGUGGGUGUCACAAAUGGCUGGGCUGACAGCACUGCAUCUCGGGGGAUCACGGAUGGAGAAGUGGUGGAUCUCAGCACAUCCAAGUCUCAUAGGACUGUUGUUACAAUGGACGAAUCUACUUCAAGUGUGGUGACCAAAAUAGUUGAAGACGAUGAAAAGCCUGUUGAUUUGACUGCAGGGAGAAGAGCUGUGUGCUGUGACAUGGUUUAUAAGCUGCCUUUUGGAAGGAGCUGCACAGCACAGCAGCCUGCAACGACCCUUCCUGAAGACCGUUUUGGUUAUAGGGAUGACCACUACCAAUAUGAUAGAUCAGGGCCAUAUGGUUACAGAGGGAUUGGUGGAAUGAAACCUUCCAUGUCUGAUACUAAUUUAGCAGAAGCUGGACAUUUUUUCUAUAAAAGUAAAAAUGCUUUUGAUUAUUCUGGAGGAGCUGAUGCAGCAGUAGAUCUAACUUCAGGGAGAGUAUCUACAGGUGAGGUAAUGGAUUAUUCAAGCAAGACUACAGGUCCCUACCCAGAAACACGGCAAGUCAUUUCAGGAGUUGGGAUUAGUACCCCACAGUAUUCCACAGCAAGAAUGACUCCACCUCCAGGACCCCAAUAUGGUGUGGGAAGUGUUUUGAGGUCAUCUAAUGGUGUUGUCUAUUCUUCAGUAGCAACCCCAAUCCCCUCCACAUUUGCUAUCACCACUCAACCUGGCUCCAUUUUCAGCACCACGGUGAGGGAUUUAUCUGGUAUUCACACGACAGAUGCACUGACUUCAUUAUCAGCCCUGCAUCAAAGCCAGCCAAUGCCUCGAUCAUAUUUCAUAACAACAGGUGCAUCAGAAACAGACAUCGCAGUAACCAGUAUUGACAUCAAUGCCAGUCUGCAAACUAUUACUAUGGAAACUCUUCCGGCUGCGACAAUGGACUCUGCUCCUGCUUUAACCACAGCAUCGGAAGUGUUUUCUGAGGUGGGAGGAGAAGAAAGCACUCUUUUAAUUGUCUCUGAUGAAGAUAAACAACAACAGCAACUUGACUUGGAGCGAGAGCUCCUGGAACUGGAGAAAAUUAAGCAACAACGCUUUGCUGAGGAACUGGAGUGGGAACGUCAGGAGAUUCAGAGGUUCCGAGAACAAGAAAAGAUCAUGGUUCAAAAGAAGCUGGAGGAGCUUCAGUCUAUGAAACAGCACCUCCUAUUUCAGCAAGAAGAAGAGCGGCAGGCCCAGUUCAUGAUGAGGCAGGAGACCCUAGCUCAGCAACAGUUACAGCUUGAGCAGAUCCAACAGCUGCAGCAACAGCUGCACCAGCAGCUGGAGGAGCAAAAACUCCGCCAGAUCUACCAGUAUAACUAUGACCCCUCUGGAAAUGCUUCUCCACAAACCACCACUGAACAGGCAAUUUUGGAGGGUCAAUAUGCUGCUCCAGAGGGCAGUCAGUUUUGGGCCACUGAAGAUGCCACCACUACAGCUUCUACUGUGGUGGCCAUUGAAAUACCACAGAGCCAAGGAUGGUACACUGUUCAGUCUGAUGGGGUGACUCAGUACAUUGCCCCACCUGGCAUCUUGAGCACUGUUUCAGAGAUACCUCUGACAGAUGUUGUUGUAAAAGAGGAGAAACAACCCAAAAAGAGAAGUUCUGGAGCUAAAGUUCGGGGGCAGUAUGAUGAGAUGGGGGAAAGCGUGGCAGACGACCCACGGAAUUUAAAAAAGAUAGUGGACAGUGGUGUACAAACUGAUGAUGAAGAAACCGCUGAUCGGAGUUACUCAAGUAGGAGGAGAAGAACUAAAAAGAGCGUUGAUACCAGUGUCCAAACAGAUGAUGAAGAUCAGGAUGAAUGGGAUGUGCCUUCUAGGUCAAGGAGAAAAGCACGUCCAGGGAAAUAUGGAGACAGCACCACGGAGGGUGACAAGACCAAACCCGCUUCCAAAGUCUCCAGUGUAGCAGUUCAGACAGUCGCAGAGAUAUCUGUGCAAACUGAACCAGUGGGAACCAUACGGACACCUUCCAUACGAGCACGAGUGGAUGCCAAGGUAGAAAUAAUUAAACACAUUUCAGCACCUGAAAAGACUUACAAAGGGGGCAGUUUAGGAUGUCAAACAGAAACAGAUUCAGACACACAGAGCCCUCCAUACCUGGGUGCCACCUCUCCACCCAAAGACAAGAAACGCCCGACUCCUUUAGAGAUUGGUUACUCAUCAUCUCACCUUCGGGCAGACACCACAGUGCAGCUGGCUCCUUCCCCACCCAAAUCUCCAAAAGUCCUUUAUUCACCCAUCUCACCACUUUCACCAGGCAAAGCUUUAGAAUCAGCCUUUGUACCUUAUGAAAAGUCCCUCCCUGAUGACCUAAGUCCACAGAAAGUACUACAUCCAGAUAUGGCUAAAGCUCCCCCAGCAAGUCCUAAAACAGCCAAGAUGAUGCAGCGUUCUAUGUCUGACCCCAAGCCUCUGAGUCCAACAGCAGACGAAAGUUCCAGGGCUCCUUUUCAGUGUCCCGAGGGCUUCACGACUAAAGGUUCCCAAACCACAACCGCCUCUGGGUCCCAGAAAAAAGUGAAGAGAACACUGCCAAAUCCCCCUCCUGAGGAGGCAUCCACCGGAACACAGCCGACCUACAGCACAAUGGGCACUGCAUCCAGGAGAAGAAUGUGCAGAACCAAUACCAUGGCUCGAGCCAAGAUUCUCCAGGACAUAGACCGAGAGCUUGACCUCGUGGAAAGGGAGUCUGCCAAACUUAGAAAGAAGCAAGCAGAACUUGAUGAAGAAGAAAAGGAGAUUGAUGCCAAGCUGCGGUAUCUGGAAAUGGGAAUCAACAGGAGAAAAGAAGCGUUACUGAAGGAGAGAGAAAAGAGAGAGCGUGCUUACCUGCAGGGGGUAGCUGAGGACCGCGAUUACAUGUCUGACAGUGAGGUCAGCAGCACCAGACCAAGCCGAAUAGAAAGUCAGCACGGCAUUGAGCGACCAAGGACAGCUCCCCAAACUGAAUUCAGCCAGUUCAUACCACCACAAACGCAAACUGAAGCUCAGCUGGUUCCUCCAACCAGUCCUUACACACAAUACCAGUACUCAUCGCCUGCUCUUCCCACCCAAGCACCCACCCCGUAUACUCAACAAUCUCAUUUCCAACAGCAGACAUUGUACCAUCAGCAAGUCUCACCUUACCAGACUCAACCAACCUUCCAAGCGGUGGCAACCAUGUCCUUCACACCUCAAGCUCAACCUACUCCGAGUCCACAAACAUCGUAUCAAUUACCAUCACAGAUGAUGGUGAUACAACAGAAGCCUCGGCAAACAACACUGUAUUUGGAACCCAAGAUAACUUCCAACUAUGAAGUGAUUCGCAACCAACCCCUGAUGAUCGCUCCUGUUUCUUCUGAUAAUACGUAUGCUGUCUCCCAUCUCGGGAGCAAGUAUAAUAGUUUGGAUUUGAGAAUAGGUUUGGAGGAAAGAAGCAGCAUGGUGAGCAGUCCAAUAUCAAGCAUAUCUGCAGACUCUUUCUAUGCAGACAUUGACCACCACACUUCAAGGAAUUAUGUCCUAAUAGAUGACAUUGGAGAGAUCACCAAAGGGACAGCAGCACUGAGCACAGCAUUUAGUCUUCAUGAAAAGGAUCUGUCCAAAACAGACCGUCUCCUUAGAACCACUGAGACACGGAGGUCUCAGGAAGUGACAGAUUUCCUAGCACCUUUGCAGACUUCCUCAAGAUUGCAUAGCUACGUGAAAGCGGAGGAGGACCCGAUGGAGGACCCGUAUGAGUUAAAGCUUCUGAAACAGCAGAUUAAGCAGGAAUUUCGUAGAGGGACGGAGAGCCUAGAUCACCUUGCUGGUCUUUCACAUUAUUACCAUGCUGAUACUAGCUAUAGACACUUUCCCAAGUCUGAGAAGUAUAGCAUCAGUAGACUCACCCUUGAAAAGCAAGCAGCCAAACAAUUACCAGCAGCCAUACUUUACCAAAAGCAAUCAAAGCAUAAGAAAUCAUUAAUUGACCCUAAAAUGUCAAAGUUUUCACCUAUUCAAGAAAGUAGAGACCUUGAACCAGAUUAUCCAAGUUAUAUGAGUUCCAGCACUUCAUCUAUUGGUGGCAUUUCUUCUAGGGCAAGGCUUCUUCAAGAUGAUAUAACAUUUGGCCUCAGAAAAAAUAUUACAGAUCAACAAAAAUUUAUGGGCUCAUCACUUGGGUCAGGACUAGGCACAUUAGGAAAUACCAUCAGGUCAGCACUCCAGGAUGAAGCAGAUAAACCAUACAGCAGCGGGAGCAGGUCCAGACCUUCCUCUAGACCUUCAUCUGUCUAUGGGCUUGAUUUAUCCAUUAAGAGGGAAUCUUCCAGCUCAUCGCUAAGACUGAAAGCUCAAGAGGCUGAAGCUCUUGAUGUCUCCUUUGGCCAUUCAUCAUCUUCUUCCAGAACUAAGCCCACCAGCUUACCAAUCAGCCAAAGUAGAGGAAGAAUACCAAUUGUGGCCCAGAAUUCAGAAGAAGAAAGUCCACUCAGUCCUGUUGGCCAACCAAUGGGAAUGGCCAGGGCUGCAGCUGGACCUUUGCCCCCCAUAUCUGCAGACACAAGGGAUCAGUUUGGAUCAAGUCACUCAUUGCCCGAAGUUCAGCAGCACAUGAGAGAAGAGUCACGGACACGGGGGUAUGACCGUGACAUAGCAUUCAUCAUGGAUGACUUCCAACAUGCUAUGUCUGACAGUGAAGCCUAUCACUUACGUCGGGAGGAAACGGAUUGGUUUGAUAAACCCAGGGAGUCUCGGUUGGAAAAUGGCCAUGGUCUGGACCGGAAACUGCCAGAAAGAUUGGUUCACUCUAGACCCCUCAGUCAACAUCAAGAGCAAAUUCUGCAGAUGAAUGGCAAGACAAUGCACUACAUCUUUCCUCAUGCAAGGAUAAAAAUAACCAGAGACUCCAAGGACCACACAGUUUCAGGUAACGGGCUAGGAAUUAGAAUUGUUGGUGGUAAAGAAAUCCCUGGACAUAGUGGAGAAAUUGGAGCCUAUAUUGCUAAGAUUCUUCCUGGUGGAAGUGCGGAACACACGGGGAAACUUGUAGAAGGGAUGCAAGUGUUGGAAUGGAAUGGGAUCCCUUUAACUUCUAAAACAUAUGAAGAAGUACAGAGCAUCAUUAACCAGCAAAGUGGGGAAGCAGAAAUAUGUGUAAGACUGGACCUCAAUAUGUUGUCAGAUUCUGAAAAUCCCCAGCACCUGGAACUUCAUGAGCCACCGAAAGCUGUGGAUAAGGCAAAAUCCCCAGGGGUUGAUCCCAAGCAGUUGGCGGCCGAGCUGCAGAAGGUCUCACUCCAGCAGUCACCACUGGUCAUGUCGUCAGUCGUGGAGAAAGGAUCUCAUGCUCACUCAGGUCCCACAUCAGCAGGAUCCAGUUCUGUUCCCAGCCCUGGGCAGCCAGGAUCACCCUCUGUGAGCAAAAAGAAGCAUGGCAGCAGCAAGCCGACUGAUGCAGCAAAGGUUGCCUCUCAUCCAAUUACAGGAGAAAUUCAGCUUCAAAUCAACUAUGAUCUUGGAAAUCUUAUAAUACAUAUUCUUCAAGCAAGAAAUCUUGUCCCUAGAGACAACAAUGGCUACUCUGACCCUUUUGUUAAGGUGUACCUACUUCCGGGGCGAGGUCAAGUCAUGGUUGUCCAGAAUGCAAGUGCUGAGCACAAGAGAAGAACUAAAUAUGUCCAGAAAAGUCUUAAUCCUGAAUGGAAUCAGACAGUAAUUUAUAAAAGUAUUUCCAUGGAGCAGCUCAUGAAGAAGACAUUGGAGGUGACAGUUUGGGAUUAUGAUAGAUUCUCUUCCAACGACUUCCUUGGAGAGGUAUUGAUUGAUCUAUCUAGCACAUCUUACCUGGACAACACUCCUCGGUGGUACCCGCUGAAAGAACAGACCGAGAGCAUUGACCAUGGCAAGUCUCACUCCAGUCAAAACAGCCAGCAGUCCCCAAAGCCCUCUGUCAUCAAAAGCAGAAGCCAUGGCAUCUUCCCUGACCCAUCCAAGGACAUGCAAGUUCCCACCAUUGAGAAAUCCCACAGUAGUCCUGGUAGCUCAAAAUCAUCAUCAGAAGGCCAUCUUCGAUCUCAUGGACCAUCACGCAGUCAAAGCAAAACCAGUGUCACUCAAACCCACCUGGAAGAUGCAGGGGCUGCCAUAGCUGCGGCCGAAGCCGCCGUGCAACAACUCCGCAUUCAACCAACCAAUGGCAACCAAGACCAAAGCCAGCUAGCCCUCAGGAAGGUGAUGUCCGAUGGACCAGUCAAACCAGAAGGAGCAAAGCCCGCCAAUCACCGGCCUGCAGAGAGCUCCGUGUCCACCGGCUCCUCGGGCAGCAGCGUUGGCAGUGGGUAUAGCGUGGACAGUGAAGGAAGCAGCAGCGUGGCAGGGGAGACUAAUCUACUUCCCAUUCCAAGGAUAGGGAAGAUGGGACAGAAUGGACAUGACGCUGUGAAACAGCCAGGAAUGGGAGCGACAGACACAGAAGCAAAAACUCAAGUAAUGGGAGAAAUCAAGCUAGCACUGAAAAAAGAAAUGAAAACAGAUGGUGAACAAGUGAUAGUUGAAAUUCUCCAGUGCAGAAAUAUCACCUACAAAUUUAAGUCUCCGGAUCAUUUACCAGAUUUAUAUGUGAAAGUAUAUGUGAUAAACAUCUCUACUCAAAAAAAGGUUAUCAAGAAGAAAACAAGGGUAUGCAGACAUGAUCGAGAGCCUUCCUUCAACGAGACUUUUAGAUUCAGUCUUAGUCCUGCAGGCCAUUCUCUUCAGAUUUUACUUUUCUCCAAUGGAGGGAAGUUUAUGAAGAAGACUUUGAUUGGAGAAGCCUGUAUCUGGCUUGACAAAGUAGACCUGAGAAAAAGACUAGUCAACUGGCACAAACUUUUGGUCAGUCCUACUCAAACACAUUGAAGAUGUGUCUGCUCAGGGUGAGGAAACAGAGCUUCGGAGCCUCAGAUCGAGACUGUAGCUGAACAGUCCUGUGCUGAGCUACAUUUCAGGAGCCAGCAUGGGAUAGGAAACAAGAAGCAAAGAGACCACAUUGGUGUGGAAUACAAAAUGACUCAAAAAGUUCACGUAUCGAAAGCAAAGCGAUGAAAAUCGGCCCGAGACACUGGAUUACUCAAAGCUGUGAAGAGAAACUAUGAAAGGAGAUUUGACUUUUUAAGGUAGAAGUCUUGGAGCAGACUGAGCUAGAGCAGAUGGAAAAGGCACAAAGAUUUUUAUGGUGGUCGAGGCAGAGUGAAAGCAGUUGUUUAUACACAUAGAAAAUUUGUUGGAAAGGACAGGUAGAGUGAAUCUUGGUUUGAAAAGCUAAAAACUCCUUGUCUUAUAUUCUCGUAAAACUUUCUGCUUUGGGAUUCUGACGUAAGAUUCAUCUAUGAGUUUUCUACAGGACCAGAAAGUGACUGUGUUUGUGAGAAAAAGUAAGCAAGAGUUAUGAACAAUGGAUUUUAGAUUGAACUGUGCAUGUUUUCCCUGUGUCUACAUUAGAAAGCUAUACAGCAGUAGGUCUGAAUUCUAUGUGGUAAAAGCACAUCUGUUUUUGGGUAAUUGAAAACAGUGAAGAGUGGAGAUAAUAGUAGGUAAAAAUUCAAUUGUAUUCAUCUAGAAAUAAAACAAAACUAGUGACUGGAUAUUAAAGAAGAAUGCUGACCCACAAAAUACGUACCUUGGUUGAAAACAUUAAAAUCUCUAUAAUGCACCAUGAAGUCAAGGCAUUCUCAACCGUACACAUCAAGGCAUCUAGAUUAAUUGGUGUGUCCUAUGAAGAGGGUUGUUUAUUCAUUGAAGAACUGCCAUGACGUGCAUCAUUCUACAUAUUUCCUUUCUCUUGGAUAAUGGAUUGUCAGAGACGUGAAAUUAUUGUUCCGGCAAACAAACCAUAUUUAUCUUAGGACACUGAUUAAACUGUUGUCACUUUCUGAUUUUCUGUGGUUUUUCUCUAAACUCAGUGAUGAUAUAAUGAACACCCUGACCUCAACCUCAAGUCUUUACUCCUCCUCUACUUUCUUGUUGAUGAUAAUAUCAUCAUUAGAAAGCUAAUGUUGGAGUUGGAAAAGCCAAUGUUUGAAAUUAAAUUAUAUUUGAUCUAUGUUAAUAAUAUAGACCCAAACAACCAAUGUGUGAAUCAUUAAAAUAAAGCAUUCUCUCCUUGUCAAUCACCAGUGUCAAUAAAGAAAGCAACACAGAAUUGUGGGAAAUGCACUCAGUGGGCUCUGAAGUCUUGGCUUCUGGUCCUGAUUUUGCUACUGACCUUGCACACAUAUCACUGCAAAAAUGCAGAUUAAAUUCACUUUGCCCCUAAAUAAUAAUGUUUUCUUAUCCUUCUUCACAGGAUACCAGGAUGCUUAAAUAAAGAGAUCUAUGAAAUAAGAAAGCACAUUUCCAAAUAUUGCUUUAUAUACAAACUGAGAAAUAAUUAUUGCAUAGCUUUUUAAUUCUCAAAUUUUAUAUGUGAGAAACAACUUCCAACCAAUGAUAAGCAUCAGCAUGGAUAAAAACAGUAAAUUGUUCCCAAACUAAUUUUUAUUAAAAUAUAAACUUCCGUUUAACCUGAAAAAGAUAGAACAUUAAAUGUAAGUUAUUUGUCAUACAAAGUUUAUUGACGUCCAUAGCUCUCACCCUAUUGUCACACUCUACCCAAAAUGAACCAAAUUGCUUUGCAGAGUAUUUGAGCCUAAAAAUUGUUACUUUAUUUAAUGUGAGGUUUUUUGGGAUUACAGGAAGUCAUCUCAAAAAUAUUGGUUGGAUAUUGAAUUUUCUCAUUUUUAGGAAAAAAAAAACAUUACAUUUGAAAGUAAUGUAAAACCCUAGAAGUAAAAAAAUUCUAGUAUAUGCCAAAUUGUAUAACUAACACUCAUUUAAAAAAUGCAAGUUCUCUUUUCUUUGUCCUAAAACACCAACUCUCUCUUCCUCUAUUCUCUUCUCCCCUCAAUGCAGUACCAUUUAUGACUGGUAGUCUUUUAAAGUGAACAUGGAGAUGGGAAUUUUCAAACACAGGACACUGCUAACAUUUUAUUUUUAGAGACUGCUACAUCUGUGGUGGUUGCCAUGGAUAUUUCCAGCAGACACUCCACUUGAGGAAGCCUAUAAUCAGUCACAACUGGGGAGGAAAGGGGUCUAAGAGGAUUUUUGUGACAUCAAAGGAUCUGCCAUUUGCUCUUCACAGGCGAUUCUGGUUAUCUCCUACCUGGGCCUACAGUCGCUGGUACUCCAAGCAUUUGUGAAAGGUUAUGUAGCCAGGUAGCUUCCUCCAUUCUAGUUACAACUUGCAGGGCCAGAGGGACCAGCAGAGCAAGGUCGUCAGGAGUAGUUAUGAAGCCUGAAACAAUGGGAGCCUUUCUGAUGCAGCUGCGCCUCCGUUCCAAGGAACUAGCAAUAGGGCUAGACCCAUCAGAUCCAUCGAGAGGGUCAAGGACAGAGCUUCUCCUCAUGCACCAGCAUUCCCCUUGCAAAAGAAAAAGAACCUGCCAGUGCGCCAGGUUCGCAGCUGACCAAGCUCCUAGGUUGCUACAGGAAUUGCUCUAUGCAACACCAAUUCUUAACCGAAUGCACUCCUGAGGGACGCUGACUGCCCUUCUCACAGCGAAACUAUUUCUUUUUUAAUUGCAAAUAGGGCUCUUAGUGUUUUUUUACUUUUUUGUAAAUAACACAUGGUUUUCCAUUUUUUAUUUUAUGUUAUGUUAUUAGAAUUAGCUUUUCUAUCUUAACAGUAACAAAGUUUAUAAUCUCUAAUCACUAGGUUAUUAAUCUUCUUGCAGCACCUCGAGAAGCAUUUUGUUUUCCAUACUAGUCCAUUGAGUCGUCAAAAAUGGAAGUUGCUUGUUGGUUUAAAAAUUAGUAGUAAGGAAUCUUGCAACUGGAGAAGAAAAAGCACAGAGUGAAUUUUUAUGAAAGACGGGGAAUUGUAGAAUCAUUGUACAGAUGCAGAUAACACUAGUAGCAAGAAGUUGGUGUUUUCUCUGAUUUUACCUAAUAUCAAGAAAAAUUGUGGUGACUCUGAACUCAUCUGAUUACCAUGUCUGUUUAAAAGAGCGAUGCUCAACAUUAAGAGGUAAUUGCCCUUGACCCUUAAUAUUGUCCAUAUUUUAGUAAUUCAUGAUAGUUAACUAUACAUUGUCUGCAUAUCUAGGAGGUUGAUUGGGGGAAUCGCACACACACUCGAAUAAUUGUAUCCUGGGAAUAUUAUAGCUGGUAACCAGCUGACACUGAUUCUCAUUAUAGAGUGGUUGUUUGGUGUUGGUGAUAGCCGUAGUGACAAUAGUGGUGGCAGUGAUGUGGAGUAAAAUAGAUUAUUUAUUACUAUAUUGUGCCCAAUUUGUUAGAAAUGAUUUAAUCAAUGCUUCAUUUCAUUAAAAUACCAUAAAGAUGUUUAUAGUAUUUUUUUACUUUAUUAUUUAAAUCAUAACUAACAAUAUUUUUAAAAACUUAUUUUAAUUGCUAUAAUGUCAAAUAGUCCAAAAUUAGCCAAAUACAGCUACAUGUGUUUAUAAAUAUAUGUAUGACAGAAGAGACUUUUCCUCCCUUUGAGUUUGAAAUAAAAGUGAAAGCUUGAUAAAUAAUCGGGAGCUUUUCCCUUAAUAGUUAUUUGCCUUUAGUAUAACACAAGAAUGAAUGAGUGAAACUUAUAUUCUCAUUGAAUAUGACAUAUUGAUGUUUUCUGUAUGUCUCAUGUGGCUACUAUUAAAGAUGCACAUUAAACAGAAAUCAUUAAUCAAGUUCUUUAUCUGCUAGGUAGACUGAGAGCAUUUUCUGAAUCCAUUCCCCUGUAUAUAACUAAACGUUCGGUAACACAGCAGCUGUUGAACUAACUUCAUCCUUUGGAAGUCAGCAUGUGACUGAUUCUCAUUCGACUGUGUCUGUGUCUGUGUUCAGUGAUGUGCUCAGGUGCUCCCAUACUGAUUAAUGUGUGUGCUAAUAUCUUAACAACACAUCUGUUUAAAAAAAGGUGUUUCUUGUCUAAGAAAAGUUUAAAACCUAAUAAAAUUAAUUUCCAAUAACACAUGAAGUACUUGGAGAAGUGUCUCGUUUCUCUGACCAUAUCUUGCAUGCUUUCUUGGUGAUUUGCUAAUCUUUUUAUUAUUUUUUUGUUUACUUAACACUCUGAAAAAUUUAAUGAACAAAUGCAAAUUCCUGGGCUAUUGAUUGUGUAAACUGACCUGAAAAUAUGAGAAUUGUGUAGAACAAAUGCUUGUAAAUCUGUCUUGAGUUUUACUCUCUGUAAAAACUUGUCUUGGUUUUGUGACUAUACACAAGUUGUAUCUUGGUAACUUAUGAAAACUGUGCUGUAUAAAGGCUGUUAUAUCAGCCUUCUUAAUAAAUAUUGAAAAUAUCAA